AUGCGUGUGGUUGGUGGCAAAACCGGUGCUGACGGCAGACUUUUUGCCUAUAUUGUUUGGACUGUGCCCGGGGGACCAGCUGAAAAGAAUGGCUUACAGCAAGGCGAUAAGAUACUGGAGUGGAAUGGUAUGUCAUUAAUUGAUCGCAGUUUCGAAGAAGUUUGUUCUAUUAUGGAUCGUACUGGUGACAUAGUUGAACUUUUGGUGGAACAUGCAACAGAUUUUCGUAUGUGUGAUCUUUUCGAUGAGAAUUUGCCGCCUGGUAAUAGUGGCGGACAAAGUGGCCCUCGUCGUUCGGGCGAUGGUCCUGUAGGAUUGGGUCUCAUUGCUGACCCCGAAACCACAACAGACAAAUCACCGGCAUCUCCGACUAGACGGAAACUACCCAAAACUCCGGUAUAAAAUAAUUUAAAAUUAAUAUCUCAAAUUUUAAAAGAAUUUUUAAGAAAAAGAAAACAUGUGGCUAAGGCUAUAGCUGACAAAAAAUUAAAAAUUUUAAUGAAAAGUUUUUGAUGGAAUUUUAAGAGAAGCAAGAGUCUUUG
Messenger RNA from Teleopsis dalmanni, 542 nucleotides. Its product is annotated as Na(+)/H(+) exchange regulatory cofactor NHE-RF1-like. Lineage: Eukaryota; Metazoa; Arthropoda; Insecta; Diptera; Diopsidae. Bases 1 to 402 code for a protein of 133 amino acids. Gene Ontology annotation, molecular function: transmembrane transporter binding; small GTPase binding. The record is from RefSeq and is a predicted model, not a curated record. The transcript is spliced from 3 exons. Gene Ontology annotation, cellular component: cytoskeleton of presynaptic active zone; presynaptic membrane. Gene Ontology annotation, biological process: positive regulation of synaptic transmission; regulation of synaptic plasticity; regulation of membrane potential.